Yamadazyma tenuis ATCC 10573 is the source of this 1261-nucleotide messenger RNA. Lineage: Eukaryota; Fungi; Ascomycota; Pichiomycetes; Serinales; Debaryomycetaceae. The record is from RefSeq and is a predicted model, not a curated record.
GGCAGCUAGGGGGGAAAUUGCUGCCUUUUUAUACGGCGCGCCCGCCCGAUAAGGAAAAUGAGUAAUUCUACGAUUUUGGGAGGCUUCGCCAACGGGGCUCGUAGCGGAGCGCGAGGAGGACUCAGAUAUUUAGAGUGGUUUCAUUGGUUUCAAUCGAUGUCGGUUCUUUUUCUGGUCUAAUGUCAUCAUCACCCUCCUGGGGAUGGAUAGAGGGGGACUCAGUGGUUCUUAUAGUGUAAAAAUUAUGUGGAGACUCCAACUCUGAAAAUGACAGUGAAUUUCUCAUUAUGAUCUUGAAUUGUUCACUAUGAUAGACUAUUUGGGAAACCACAAGGGGUGCACUUUGCUUGCGGGAGUCAGAGUCAAGAAUAGCACACUGGGAGUGCACAUAGGCUUGAAAUGGCCAUUUGUGUUUGAAAAAUGGCGCUUUUGGGGGAAAAACCGGCCUAUAUACCCACAAGAAAGGACCGUUGACCAUCAGGAUCACUAUGAAGCAUGUACACAUGGUUUCUAUACCCCAAGUGCUCUCACAAUAGAAAUAAAAGUGGUAUUCUCCGUCCCAGUCCCGACUAUUUAAUGCGCCAGUUUGUGGCUGCGAAAUUGUUCCCACUACACAAACAUCCAUUUUAAAAUGCAUUUGAUGAAUGUUCUUUUGGCCACCAUGGUGGCCGCCAUCUACAUCCCCGCGAACGGAGACGACUGGACCUUGUUGAAGCCCGAGGACGCAGGUGCCGGAAUCCCCACCCUUGACUUCGAUUUUGGUAUUGUUGUGUCGUUAGUGGACGAAGGUGAGUUUGCGAACUCCAACUUCAAUGCCAUUCAGAACACCGUGGGACAGGUUCGAAGCCAAGAAGAAGAAGUCUCGCUUGUUUCCCCUGCUCCAGCCGAAGCUACUUUUGAUAUUAAAAUGGUUUCUUGUAAGACCAACUCGACCUUACUGAUGAGUUUGACUGGAGGUAUUCUUAGAGACUCCAGUAACAGAAUUGGAACCAUGGUCUCAAACAGACAGUUUCAGUUUGAUGGUCCCACUCCACAGUUUGGAGCAGUCUACGCCAACGGCUGGGCAGCCGACCCUGACGGGUACUUGGUAUUGGGAUCGCAGAGGGUGUUUUACCAGUGUGCAUCGGGAGAGUUCUACAAUUUGUACGACCAACAGAUUGACACCCAGUGCAGUCCCGUCAACUUGCGAGUGGUGGGGCUAGUAGAGUGUUAAUAUAGUCCGUAGAUAGUGCAUUUAGCCUAUGAAUAUACGACUAAUACU